Otolemur garnettii (small-eared galago) is the source of this 5519-nucleotide messenger RNA. RefSeq names its product fizzy and cell division cycle 20 related 1 (gene FZR1). Bases 243 to 1733 code for a protein of 496 amino acids. The record is from RefSeq and is a predicted model, not a curated record. The transcript has 14 exons. Lineage: Eukaryota; Metazoa; Chordata; Mammalia; Primates; Galagidae. Gene Ontology annotation, cellular component: anaphase-promoting complex. Gene Ontology annotation, molecular function: protein binding; anaphase-promoting complex binding; ubiquitin ligase activator activity. Gene Ontology annotation, biological process: positive regulation of anaphase-promoting complex-dependent catabolic process; anaphase-promoting complex-dependent catabolic process; positive regulation of ubiquitin protein ligase activity.
GCGCGGGGCCGCCUAGACGCGCGCGGCGGAGGGAGGGAGCCGGGAGGCCGCGGAGCAGCCACCGCCGCCAUAUUAGGGACCGCGGAGCCCGGGAUCCCGUCAGCGGUGGCCGCGGCCGGGCUUAGGGGAGCUGCAGGGACCGGAGGCGGCCGCGGCGCGGUGCCGGGAGAGGCGGGGCCGGCGCAAGCCAGCGGGCGACCGGAGCGAACCAGGCUGAGCCCGUGGCGGUGCCCUGCCUCACUAUGGACCAGGACUAUGAGCGGCGCCUGCUGCGCCAGAUUGUCAUCCAGAAUGAGAACACAAUGCCCUGUGUUACAGAGAUGCGGCGAACUCUGACGCCUGCCAACUCCCCAGUGUCAUCUCCCAGCAAGCACGGAGACCGCUUCAUCCCUUCGAGAGCUGGGGCCAACUGGAGCGUGAACUUCCACAGGAUCAAUGAGAACGAGAAAUCACCCAGCCAAAACCGGAAGGCCAAGGAUGCCACCUCGGACAACGGCAAAGAUGGCCUGGCCUACUCUGCCCUGCUCAAGAAUGAGCUACUGGGAGCCGGCAUCGAAAAGGUCCAGGACCCACAGACCGAGGACCGCAGGCUGCAACCUUCCACGCCUGAGAAGAAGGGCCUCUUUACGUAUUCCCUCAGCACCAAGCGUUCGAGCCCUGAUGAUGGUAACGACGUGUCACCAUAUUCCCUGUCCCCCGUCAGCAACAAGAGUCAGAAGUUGCUCCGGUCUCCUCGGAAACCCACCCGCAAGAUCUCCAAGAUCCCUUUCAAGGUCCUGGAUGCACCCGAGCUGCAGGAUGACUUCUAUCUGAACCUGGUGGACUGGUCAUCCCUCAAUGUGCUCAGCGUAGGGCUGGGGACCUGCGUGUACCUGUGGAGCGCAUGCACCAGCCAGGUGACCCGGCUCUGCGACCUCUCUGUGGAAGGAGACUCAGUGACCUCCGUGGGCUGGUCUGAGCGGGGGAACCUGGUGGCAGUCGGCACACACAAGGGCUUUGUACAGAUCUGGGACGCAGCCGCAGGGAAGAAACUAUCCAUGUUGGAAGGCCACACAGCACGUGUGGGGGCACUGGCCUGGAAUGCCGACCAGCUCUCCUCUGGGAGCCGCGACCGCAUGAUCCUGCAGAGGGACAUUCGCACCCCACCCCUGCAGUCAGAGCGGCGGCUACAGGGCCACCGGCAGGAGGUGUGCGGCCUUAAGUGGUCCACAGACCACCAGCUCCUCGCCUCAGGGGGUAACGACAACAAGCUGCUAGUCUGGAACCACUCAAGCCUCAGUCCUGUGCAGCAGUACACAGAGCACCUGGCGGCCGUGAAGGCCAUUGCCUGGUCUCCACACCAGCAUGGCCUUCUGGCAUCCGGUGGCGGCACAGCUGAUCGCUGCAUCCGCUUCUGGAACACGCUUACGGGGCAGCCGCUGCAGUGCAUUGACACAGGCUCCCAGGUGUGCAACCUCGCCUGGUCCAAGCAUGCCAACGAGCUGGUGAGCACACACGGGUAUUCACAGAACCAGAUCCUUGUUUGGAAGUACCCAUCCCUGACCCAGGUGGCCAAGCUGACUGGGCACUCCUACCGCGUCCUGUACCUGGCAAUGUCCCCUGAUGGGGAAGCCAUAGUCACUGGUGCUGGAGACGAGACCCUGAGGUUCUGGAAUGUCUUUAGUAAAACUCGUUCAACAAAGGUAAAGUGGGAGUCUGUGUCUGUCCUCAACCUCUUCACCAGGAUCCGGUAAACCCGCUGAGCGGGACCACACCGUACCAGUCAUCCAGGGUCAGAAGACCCCCAGCUGUCCUCAGCUUGCAUGGACCCUGCCCCUGACUCCCAGCACACAACCCCAGAGGAAGGUGGCAGGGUGGGCGGGGAGCUGGGCCCAAAGAACCCUGAACAGUCUCAUUAAACACCUGGUUGUGAACCACAUCCACCAGUAUUUGGGUUGGGCCCAUGGUCCGGGGCUCCGUCUCCCUCUCAAAGGCCAAGAACCACCACAGGUGGCCCGUGGCCCCAGUUGGACUGUUUACGCCUAGAACGGGAUGGACACCCCUGGGACCCUCGCCUGCAUCCAUCUGUGACUCUCACCUCCUGGUCGGGGCUGCAUGUUCUUCCUGGAAGCCCGUGCUUGCUGCUGCCAUCUUAGCCCAUAUCCACCUUGGACAGACAGCCGGAUACCAGGGCUUGGCAAGGCAGUGCUAAGGGGGAACUUGAGACCCCUAGCUGCCUCUUUAUAGACGUGGCCCUCUGUGUCAACCAGAUGGCGUGCAGGUCACUCAAGGGGCCAUCCCCACCUGGUUUGAAGGUGUCUUUGCUGCCAUCUGUGGUGGAAGUGUUCUGCAUGGAGCCCGUUCCCGUGGGCAGCAGGCCCCAGGUUGGGCCUGAGCAUCCUGGCUGGGCUAUUACCCUCAACGCCACAGGAGAACCUCUCCAGAGGGAUUCGUCAACUAAGGAAAGCUGAAGGGAUCUCCUCUUGCUGCACUGGUUAGGGAAUGAGCCCUUGUGUCACCAGUGGGUCCGGUGUCCUCCUUCCCCAAGCAGAACUCGAGUCUUCCUGUGCUGUGGGGUAGCUGAGAUCCCAUGAAGGCUGCAAGGUUCAAGUGACCAAGGGGCAGCAUCAUGUGUCCUACAGGUGCCUCACCGUCCUCAGCCUGGCUUGGGUGGUUCUGUCCAUCUGCACCUACCACUGUGGUGGGGAAGGGAGGCCCUUGGUCCUUCCAGAGCUUCUUGUGCUUCUCCUGACAUCUGAUCCUCAGAUACUGCCUCAUGUUCUUAUGUCUCUGACAGCAGGCAGGGGUGAGGCCGGAGUGUGGUGGCCUGAGUAGUUCUCUCUCAUGCCACUGUCCCCUCCCCCGUUUAUAAGGACAUAUAGAGAGGGUGGAGUAGGCUGGGGGGGUGGGCCGUGCAGAGUCCCAGCUGUCCCCUGGCCCCUCUACCCAGGUGUGUGCAUGUGUAUAUAUGUAUUUGUGACUUUGCUUUGGAUCUUUGUGUUUUUGUUUGACGCUAGAUGGGGAGGGACUGUGGGCCUUGCUAGGCAUCCCACCCGACCCCUGCCUGCCCACUGCUCCUGGUGAAACCGGGUCACUGGUCCAAAGCCUGCUUAUUUAGAGGAAGGUGGGUCAGCUACACUUGCCACACCAGAUAGUCUGGCAUCCAUCUCCACACGUGUCCAGCUGGCCCCCUCCUGCCACAGAAACAGUGUGUAUAUAGAAGUGUAUGUUUCAGUUGGUCCAGGUCUUACUGUUUCAGAGUAUUUUUGUUUUAUUUUUUAAUGAGAAAACAUAUCCCACCUUUACCUCUUCCUUACUCAGCCCCAUGCAGUUGCCAGAGAGCCCAGAUGCUACCAUCAGCUAGGAGGCCCUGGUCAGCUCUGAGCAUGGGAGCCAGGUGGGCCUUUGUAGGACCCUCCCCUUAGCUUUGGAACCACUGCACCACUUCAGGUCCAAAUGUAGGAGAGUGAGACAUUGUCUUUUUGCUGGGGGAUUCUGGUGACUCUGAAUGGGGCUGGGCUGCAGGAGUAGGUGGGCGGGUGCCCUGCAGGACAGAUGGAGCCUUUGCUCCCAUGUAAUGCAGUGUCACUGUCAUUAAAACAAGUUGUGGAUUCAUGCAUGGCAGGGCUGGCUGGCAUCUGUGGGUUCUGUCUGGGUGGAGCCCUCCCCUGGCUGAGUGGCCCUUCUGGAGUACAGCCCAUGCUUGGCUUUUAUGGUGGGGAAUGUGGCCCCUGCAUGCUGCAGAGACCUCACUGGGUUGUCUCUGCAGACAUAGUCCCUAAAUUCACUGCACACUGAGGAGAGGUGUCCCCUGGAUAUAUUGUCACUGGAGGUUGGGGCUGCUUGUGAUCUGAGCUUGUCCCCUGCAGGCUGGGAACCUGGGGGCACAGCAAAUGAGGGGAAAGUUGUUGGUGGGAAGAGGGGGUGGGGGCAUGCUGAGCUUGUGUGGAAGUAUACACCCCUGAUUCCCAUGUGGCCCAAAUGGCUCUGGCUAUGGGAGGAAUAGCCAUUAGGGACAUAACGGUCCCAGGGAAAGGAUGUCAGGCCUGGAGGUGGCACUGCUGACACCUCCCCCUGACAGAUGGGCUAGAGCCCAGUGGAGCAGCCUCAAGGCUUGAGAAGCCCAGAUGGAGGCAGAGGCUGCCUGAGACCCCUGGGGGUCAGGGUAUGGAGUUUCCCUGGGUCUCCAGUGGAGCUUGUGAGAUGAAGGUGGAGAGGGCUGGAAAGAUGGUGGUAUGCGGUGGGUGGAGGUCCUGAGAGAGAAUAGCAGAGGCCCAGGAUGGUGGUGCAUCAGCCCAGUGGGCCUUGCAGGAGUUUGGCUGGGCCUAGAAGGACAGAGGGAUGGUUUGGAAGUGGCUGGGAGGGCAAGGAUGCCCUGGACGUGGAGGGGCAGGGGCAGCUGGAGCCCCCAAACAGUUUUCAGGCUCAGUUUGACCAUAUUGGAGGAGAGAGAGGUGAAGGGAGGCUGCACCCUGGGCCCUUCCAUCCAGAUGAGGCUAUUUUGAGCACCUGGCCUCUGGGAGCUUGUGUGGUGGGGCCCGUUCUGGGGCAGACAGAGUCAUAAGGAACAGGCCUUUGACCGAGACGUGAGGUGGCAGCCCUGGCAGUAUGCCUGGGCCAGAAUGGCAGGGUCUGCUGUGGGGGGGACCUACAUGGGUCAGGAUGUGACCCAAGGUCAGGACCAGGCAGAGGUGGUGUUGGUUUUUGUCUUGUUUACAUUGUUUUUUAUUGUGGUAAGACAGUAACAUAUAAUACACCAUCUUAAAGGGAACCAUUUGAUGGCAUUUAGUACCUUCACAAUGUUGCACAGUCACCAUUAAUUGCAGAACAUCUCAUCAUCCCAAAAGGAAACCAUGUCCCUAUGAACAGUCACUCCCCGUCCCCUCCACAUCUCCUGGUAAUCAUGAAUCCACAUCCCUUCUCUGUGGAUCUGCCUGUUCUGGACAUUUCAUAUAAAUGGAGUCUCACACUCUGUGUCUUUCUGCGUCUGGCCUCUCACUGAGCAUGAUGUUGUCAAGAUCCACCCAUGUUGUAGCCUGUGUCAGAGCCUCCUUUGUCACAGCUGAGUUAUAUUCCAAUGUGGGGAUGGAACAUGUUGUGUUUAUCCACUCAUAUAUCAGUGGACAUGGGGUUAUUUCACGAGCACCUUUAGACUUGUGCACUGUACUGCUGUGUGUUUAUAGACACACUUCUGUCCUGGGUUUGUUUUGAACAGAGAGAAAGGACUGGUGGGUGUGAGGUGAGGAGGGGAAUCAGAGGUUGGGGAGCCCUCUCAUGGGGAUGCAGAGAGGGAGCUGUGGGUGCUGAGCCCCCAGGUAAAGGGUGCAAGGAACUAGGGACUCAUGACCACAAUCCUCACCCAUGCUAUGUCAUGCUCUGUUGUCAACUUUCCAGAAUUUCCCUGGAGGCCACCUCUCUGCCCACAGCUUAAGGAGGAGGAGGAGGGAGGGAGUGGUCAGGUGGUUGCCAGGGUACUCUGAGUGGCCUUUGUCUCUGUCAACAAUGGCCCCAGGGGCCUUCUUGGCCUGAGCCUGCAGGGA